This is a messenger RNA of Penaeus chinensis, 1112 nucleotides long. RefSeq lists its product as uncharacterized. The transcript has 7 exons. The record is from RefSeq and is a predicted model, not a curated record. NCBI's taxonomy places the organism in Eukaryota, Metazoa, Arthropoda, Malacostraca, Decapoda, Penaeidae. Bases 82 to 840 code for a protein of 252 amino acids.
CCCAAACUCUCUGGUCAUGCUCGCCUGCUCUUAAAAUCUGCUUUCUCCUCCAGAUACCGCGACCAGUUCAAUGCUGUGUGCAUGAAAGUGUUCAAUGCUGGCCUGGCGCAUGAGGAACAGAGGCAGUCCGAGUUGGAGCUGCUGCAUGAUGCUCUUCAUUUGGCCAAGAGAGACGCCGAUUGUUAUGCCAGAGGAGUGGUGAAGAAGCUUGAAUCCCAAGUAGAGGGAGUGCUGAAGACGGCUCAUGAACUGCGAGAAGCCGAGGAGGCCAGCCUAGGCGAUGACCAGGAAGCCCAUGCAGCCCGAGUGACGAAGACUGUGGCACUUAAAGAAGAAUUUGAAUCCAAUAUUUGUACCAUCACUCAAGACCUUCUGAAUGCUGAGGUUACGCUGGCUGAUCAAAUCAAGGACGUGGUAGGACGGGCCAGGGAGGAGCUGGGUACUCUGGUUGGAAACUUCCUGGAGGAGGCCGCUGCAGAGCUCCAAGAAGGGCGUCGACUUGCUUAUUCCUUCUACUGUCGCCUGAGGGAACUAACGUCUAAGGUCGUUGAGAGUGGCGGCGUGAGCUUGGAAGGAGCGGACCCGAGGGCAGCCAGGGUGUUCGAAGGCGGAGACACCCUGACGGCGGCGCUGGCGGGGAUUCACGACCGUCACUUGGCCCUUAUAGAUGCCAGGGAAAGUGACCUGCAAGACCACCUUCACCAGUGGCUCACAGACACUCUGAAUCAUAUUGAGAAGAUGGAGUGGGCAAGACAUCGCAGUCGAGUUGAGGAAAUUACGACCCUCACGGCGAGACAGAGGCAGCUUGUGUAUGACGCCAUGCCGCUUUUGCAUGACUAACAGAAUUUUCGUGGCUUGCUCUCCCAUACUCCCUAUAAGCAGCAACAGGAUCUGAGUGGCUGGUGCUGACAAACUGAUGCGUACCACCUGUGGACCAGCGCUGAGUGUGACGCAUAGUGAUUCUAGAAAAAUAAACUAUAAUUUUACAUUGAGAUCGUUCACACAUUCUGCAUGAAUCCUUGUCAGGAUACGUUAUACAUCAGGCUGUGAAUGAAUAUAUUAAUUCUGAUAUUUCUUGCUUUAUGUCUGUAUUUUUGUAAGUUGUAAUAAAU